Cynoglossus semilaevis (tongue sole) is the source of this 1287-nucleotide messenger RNA. RefSeq names its product protein unc-13 homolog B-like. Gene Ontology annotation, molecular function: calmodulin binding; diacylglycerol binding; syntaxin-1 binding. Lineage: Eukaryota; Metazoa; Chordata; Actinopteri; Pleuronectiformes; Cynoglossidae. The record is from RefSeq and is a predicted model, not a curated record. The transcript has 4 exons. Gene Ontology annotation, biological process: presynaptic dense core vesicle exocytosis; synaptic vesicle priming; synaptic transmission, glutamatergic. Gene Ontology annotation, cellular component: presynaptic membrane; synaptic vesicle membrane; presynaptic active zone cytoplasmic component. Bases 832 to 1164 code for a protein of 110 amino acids.
UUUAACUAAACUUAGCGACAUAAUUAGGGACACAAUUAGCAGCAACACCCAACCACAUCGAAAAAUUUAUUUACGGUACUUGAAAUUUGUACAAAAAAAAAGUCUUUGUAAAUAAUUGUUUGAACCGAAUUGUGACGUCAACAUCGUGGUACAUACCACUGUCUUUGGCGUACCAGCAAGCCCCUGAUAUUUAGAUAAUGAACCUGAUACCACUGUAGAGACCACGGGUGUGGGUGUCAGACCGCUUUGGUGAACUUGCUUCUGUCAACAUCAAGUAUCACUGUGCAAACAUUUGGCUAAUCAACAACACUGAUGUGACCUGUGGGGGCUGUAGGUGGUCUGGCAGCAGGAUCUCAAAUGUAAAACUAACUCUUUUGGCCUGGAAAAUGCUGUAAGUGUUGUCAAAUCUCAGCACAUCUGUGGAGGAAAACAGACACGGUGUUUAUAGAUGGGGCUAAACUCAACCCAGGGCCAAGGACAAAAGAUUAACAAGUUUAAAAGAGUGGUUUACUCAAAGACUCCAGGCUGGUCACAGGUCAGUGAGCCGUCCUCUGGAAGUGGGCAUUGUAGCGCUGGCUGGGAUUCACUACAGGAAGGAGUGGCUCAAAUAUGAAGAAUCCUGUUGACAUUUCUGUGUGUGUGUGUAUUGUAGAUGGAUACCGAGGCAGCUAACAUCCUAAAUGAGCUGCAAGUGAGGAUCAGCACCGUCUUGGACAACUUUAGCACAAUGUUUGCAAAGAACACGCUCCAGCUUUGUAUGCAGGGAAAUAUAUCGGGAACAUCCUCCACCCCUCCCCCAAACACGACACAGCAGAGGCUGACGCUGAUGCUAUGCUGAGGCCGCUCAUGGAGUUCCUGGAUGGAAACCUCAGUAUUUUUGCUGACAUCUGUGAGAAGACGGUGUUGAAGAGGAUUCUCAAGGAUCUGUGGAAAAUCGUUCUGAGCAGCCUGGAGAAGACCAUUGUCCUGCCACAAAGCAACGAGAGCCUGGGAGCCCAACUCCUCUCAGCAGCCAAAGGACUCUCAAAUAUAAAGGUGACAAACACGGGCUGUUCAUUGGAGGGAGGAGGUGAAGCCAAAACUAUGAGACCCAAGCAGUGCAUCAUCAUCGAUGCAGGACUGGAGACCAUCAAGGUAGGUGGACACCUGUGUACACACGUAUGAAUUAUUUUAUUUUAUAUUAUAAAUUGUUCCAAACCGUAGCUUUAACGAUGACUGACGUUCGCGUUCUUGUCGUCUCCAGUCAUUUCGGUUAAUGACAUGAAGUGGCAGACCUCCGGCAUGUUC